Molecule: messenger RNA, 2946 nt
Organism: Salvia splendens (bonfire salvia)
Lineage: Eukaryota; Viridiplantae; Streptophyta; Magnoliopsida; Lamiales; Lamiaceae
Exons: 5
Coding region: 1-2946 (981 amino acids)
Source: RefSeq, a predicted model, not a curated record
AUGGGCCUCUUUGAAAGACUGGAUAGAGUGCUUGUGAGCGAGCCAUGGACUAGGGUCUUUGAGGCUACUCGGGUCACAAAUCUCCCACGGAUCGCAUCGGACCACGGCCCAGUUCUAGCACGGUGCAAGACUCCAAACACCACUAAUGGAGGCAAGGCUUUCAGGUUCCAGAAUAUGUGGAUCCGGCAUGGGGGAUUUAUGGAUGUUGUGCAAAAAGCGUGGGAGGAGCCCACGGGGGCGGGUGGUCUCCUAAACAUCCAAAUCAAACAUGCUAGAGUUAAGAGAGCUCUAAAAGAGUGGAACAAAGAGGUUUUCGGGAACAUCCAUGCUAAUCUCAAGAACAAGGAGGAAGCUAUUGCCCUGGCUCAAUCCAAUUUCGAGGCAAGGCCUACUCCCGCAGCCCUGAGAUGGCUGGCCGAGGGCGACAAGAACACCCGGUUCUAUCAAAGCUGGGUGAAGCAAAAAAGGGUGCGUUUACAUAUUCAUUCGAUUCGUGCGAACGGACAAGAGCUAACUGAGGAAGCGGAAAUAAAGAAAUCAGCAGUGGACUUCUUCCAACAACUUCUCGCGCCUAGCAACCCGCCCCUCGAUGAGCCGGACCUCGACCUAAUCCAGCAAGCCCACACAGUCGAGCAAUUUGCAGAUAUUGCGAAGGCGCCGGAUGCGAACGAGGUCAAGAAUGCUGUCUUUAGUAUCUCCGGAGAUAGUGCACCCGGACCCGAUGGCUUCUCGGCCUGUUUCUACCAAGCCUGCUGGAACAUUGUGGGAUUGGAGCUGGUCAUCUCUCCAAACCAAAGCGUCUUCGUUAAAGGGCGGCUCCUCAAUGAUAAUGCGCUCUUGGCUCAAGAGAUGUUUCAUGAGCUUGCACGAUGCUCCCCAGCGCCAAAUGUAGCGGUGAAGAUUGAUAUGGCUAAAGCCUACGACAGGGUCCAGUGGCCUUUCCUCUUUAAGGUGCUCCGACGCAUGGGUUUCCCGGAUGCAUGGAUCUCGCUUAUGGAGAGGUGUAUAGGCUCGUGUUGGUUCUCGAUUCUUAUCAAUGGGGCACCUUCAGGAUUCUUCAGAUCGACACGGGGACUGCGACAAGGCGACCCGAUAUCCCCUGCGUUGUUUGUGAUUGCUGCAGAGUACCUAUCGCGAGCCCUGGACAAGCUCAUUCUAGGCCAAAAGGAGAUGACCUUCAAAGCCUCCCGGAGAUGCGAACAAGUCAGCCUCCCCAAGAGCAAUUUCUACAUUGCUGACGCACAUGAGCAAUGGGAAAACUCGAUCCAAGAGGAAGGGGGCUUCUCUAGAGGGGACUUCCCGUUCCUCUACUUAGGGGUCCCCAUCUAUCGGGGUGUAAAGCGCACGGACAUGUUCCUCUUCCUCCGAGAAAAGAUUGCAAGACGGAUUUCAGGCUGGGCGCACCGGCACUUAUCUUUUGGAGGGAGGCUCACGCUUAUUAAGAGCACCCUUGAAGCGAUUCCCUUGCAUAUCUUCCAAGCCAUUGAACCCACCGCCGGCACUCUAAAACAUAUUGAUCAACAAAUGGCUCGAUUCUUCUGUGGCUCUACGAGUGAGAGGAAGCGGACCCACUGGAUUGGCUGGGACCAAAUGUGCCUCCCCACUGAUGAAGGGGGGCUCGGGAUCCGUAAAACUAAGGAGGUUCUACGCGCCUUCAACAUUAAACUUUGGUGGCGCUUCCGGGAGCAAAAUUCCCUGUGGGCGAAAUAUAUGAUGGCAAAAUAUUGUUCUAACUCCAUGCCCCUUACCUUGAGAUUGCCGAGCAGGAGUAGCCCGACGUGGAGGAGGCUGUCGAGAGCCUGGACCCUCGCACAACCACACAUUAGGUGGCUGGUGGGACAAGGAAACAUCUAUUUUUGGGACGAUAUCUGGGUCGGCAACGCCCCACUCAAGGAGCUCAGCCUUGAUGAAAGGGGAAGACCAACCACGCGGGUGUCGGAGUUCAUUAGGAAUGGCGUCUGGGAUGUACCUAAGCUCCAACUUCUUCAUGACCAGGCCGGCCUCCCACAACACAUCAUUGAUCGCAUCAUCAAUAUCCCAAUCCUCCAUGGUGAACAGGAUAUCCCGAGGUGGACCCUUUCCAAUCACGGGGAAUUCACGGUGGCCUCGACGUGGGAAACAAUCCGAGGACAACACCCGACCAUUCAGGGGCUGAGUGAUGUUUGGAAGACGGGCCUCACUACCUCCAUUUCCAUCUUUAUCUGGAGGCUACUCUCCAACCGGGUGCCGGUUGACACAAAACUUCAGUGGAGGGAGAUUGAGCUGGCCUCCAAGUGCCAAUGCUGCCCCCAUCGUCCGAAUAUCGAGUCCCUCCAACACCUCUUCAUUCAGGGAUACGGAGCUCGAAGGGUUUGGAGUGAGUUCGACGCAUGGUUCGAUGGCCCUUCCCCUCGCCUCCGAAUCAAUGAUACGAUCCCUACGAGAAUUGAAGUGUGGGCGCGAAGGUGUCAACAGCCGACCAUGAAGCAUCUUAGCCGAGCCACCCCAUACCUCAUAUUGUGGUUCAUAUGGUCGGAGAGAAACAGGAGCCGCCACCAAGGCACACAGUUCAAACCGCACAAUGUGAUUUGGCAGGUCCACAUGUUCACCACUAAUGGAUGUGAACUCACGGACGACAAGGCCAUCAAAGAUUCGGCGGUCGAGUUCUUUCAAAACCUCCUUGCCCCAAGCCAACCGGAGCUCACGGAACCGAACCUUAACCUCUUACACCAACUCCCUCCCUCGGAGCAAUUGGCGGCCCUCCCUAAUCCCCCGGAUGCGGAGGAGGUGAAGCGAGCAGUGUUUGAUAUCUCGGCCAAUAGUGCGCCCGGCCCGGAUGGCUUCUCGGCUUUAUUCUUCCAAUCAAGUUGGGGCAUUGUGGGACCAGAUGUGGUGGCGGCGGUUAGGCAAUUCUUUGGUGGGGCCUUCCUCCCCCGAAGCUUCACGGCCACGAGAGAUGUUUCAUGA